Molecule: messenger RNA, 9823 nt
Organism: Gavialis gangeticus (Gharial)
Lineage: Eukaryota; Metazoa; Chordata; Crocodylia; Gavialidae
Gene: TENM4
Product: teneurin transmembrane protein 4
Exons: 32
Coding region: 518-9007 (2829 amino acids)
Biological process (GO): heterophilic cell-cell adhesion; signal transduction; neuron development
Cellular component (GO): membrane; neuron projection
Molecular function (GO): protein homodimerization activity; protein heterodimerization activity; cell adhesion molecule binding
Source: RefSeq, a predicted model, not a curated record
AUUCCCAGGCAUUGUAGGAUUGGUUCCUGCCUCCCAUUCAUGUAACCUGUGUGUGUCUCUCUUUCUCUCUGUGUAUGUGUGUAACCGAGGGAGAGAGAGGCAAGGAGAGGAGGGGAGGGGGGUGGAAGCUUUAAAUAAAGCCUUUGGAUUGCAGCUGCUUGUACUGGGCAGCCUUACCAGGGACACUUUCUGCCAGGGAAGAAGCUGGACCAGUCUGUGUGGUGGUGGCGGUGGUGGUGGUGGUGGUAUUGUUCCUCUGCCUCUUUUUAGGAUGAGCUCCUGUGCCUGGCUGUAGUUGCCCACUUUGGGAUCCUGCUGAGGAGCUGUACCUAUAAGUGGCUUUGCACUGGGGAAGCCUGCAGACAUGGUAGACUGAGAUUAACACAUGUCCAGUUUGAAAUUGCAUACUUCAAGGAGUAUUUGAUGGAUUAUUCCUAGAUACUUCAAAAAGAUUAUUCCAAUCCAGUUGCCACACAGACACUAUAAUUUUAAUGUUGAAGACUCAGACGAGGGGGCCAUGGAUGUGAAGGAAAGGAAACCGUACCGAUCUCUGACCAGGCGCCGCGACACAGAGCGCCGCUACACCAGCUCCUCCGCAGAGAGCGAAGACAACAAAAUACCCCAGAAGUCCUACAGCUCCAGUGAGACUCUGAAAGCUUAUGAUCAAGAUUCCAGGUUGACCUACAGUAAUCGGGUCAAAGACAUGGUGCACCAGGAGGCUGAUGAAUUUUGCCGAACAGGAGCCAACUUCUCUCUGCGAGAACUGGGCCUGGAGGAUGUGAACCCCGCCCAUGGGACUUUAUACAGGACUGAGAUGGGGCUGCCCCACUGCGGCUACUCGAUCAGUGCCGGCUCCGAUGCUGACACGGAGGCUGAUGCAGCCAUGUCACCAGAGCCUCCGGUGAGACUCUGGGGGCGCAGCACCAAGUCGGGCCGCAGCUCCUGUUUGUCGAGCCGCGCCAACUCCAACCUCACACUUACCGACACGGAGCACGAAAACACCGAAACCGGUCCUCCCUUGCAUUGUUCAUCCGCUUCAUCAACCCCUAUUGAGCAGUCCCCUUCCCCUCCCCCUUCCCCACCGGCCAAUGAGAGCCAGAGAAGGUUGCUAGGCAAUGGUGUGGCCCAGCCAACCCAGGACUCUGACUCUGAGGAAGAGUUUGUCCCUAAUUCAUUCUUAGUUAAAAGUGGCUCUGGAAACCUCUGUGUCCCUGCCAAUGAUCAUCCACCGAAUCUUCAGAACCAUCCCAGACUUCGGACUCCUCCACCUCCAAUAUCACAUGCUCACACACCAAAUCAGCAUCAUGCGGCCUCCAUCAACUCCCUGAACAGAGGGAACUUUACUCCCCGCAGCAACCCCAGCCCCGCUCCUACCGAUCACUCUCUUUCUGGAGACCAGCCAGCCAGCACCCAAGAGCCAGCCCAUGCUCAGGACAACUGGUUACUCAACAGUAACAUCCCACUGGAGACAAGAAACAUAGCAAAGCAGACAUUCCUAGAGACAUUGCAGGACAACCUCAUUGAGAUGGACAUUCUCACCUCCUCCCGACAUGACGGUGCUUACAAUGAUGGGCACUUCCUGUUUAAACCUGGAGGCACCUCGCCCCUCUUUUGUACAACGUCGCCAGGAUACCCCCUGACGUCCAGCACUGUGUACUCACCUCCCCCUAGGCCCCUUCCCAGAAGUACAUUCUCUAGGCCUGCCUUUAACCUGAAGAAGCCCUAUAAGUACUGUAACUGGAAAUGUGCCGCUCUGAGUGCCAUUAUCAUCUCAGUCACCCUGGUGAUCCUGCUGGCAUAUUUUAUCGCCAUGCACCUGUUUGGCCUAACCUGGCACCUGCAGCCGAUGGAAGGGCAGAUGUAUGAAAUCACAGAAGACACAUCCAGCAGUUGGCCAGUGCCAACGGACGUCUCCUUAUAUCCCUCAGGGGGCACAGGGUUAGAGUUACCUGACAGGAAAGGCAAAGGACCCAGCGAAGGAAAGCCCAGUAGUUUCUUUCCAGACGACAGUUUUAUAGACUCCGGAGAAAUUGAUGUUGGCAGACGAGCCACACAGAAGAUUCCUCCUGGUAUCUUUUGGAGAUCUCAGGUGUUCAUCGAUCACCCAGUACAUCUGAAGUUCAAUGUGUCCCUGGGAAAGGCUGCUCUGGUUGGCAUCUAUGGCAGAAAGGGCCUUCCUCCUUCACAUACGCAGUUUGACUUUGUGGAGCUCCUUGAUGGGCGACGUCUGCUUACCCAGGAGGCGAGGAGCUUGGAAGGACCUCAGCGGCAACACAGAGGCUUUGUGCCCAUGUCCAGCCAUGAGACAGGAUUUAUCCAGUAUUUGGAUUCAGGAAUAUGGCACCUGGCCUUCUACAAUGACGGGAAAGAGUCUGAGGUGGUUUCUUUCCUUACGACUGCCAUUGAAUCCAUGGAUAACUGUCCCAGUAACUGCUAUGGAAAUGGAGACUGCGUGUCUGGGACCUGCCAUUGCUUCCUUGGCUUUCUGGGCCCUGACUGUGGCCGAGCAUCUUGUCCAGUCCUGUGCAGUGGGAAUGGACAGUACAUGAAGGGGAGGUGCCUGUGCCACAGUGGCUGGAAAGGGGCAGAGUGUGACGUUCCAACUAACCAGUGCAUAGAUGUCUCCUGCAAUAACCACGGCACGUGCAUCAUGGGGACCUGUAUCUGCAACCCAGGAUAUAAAGGCGAGAGCUGUGAAGAAGUGGACUGCAUGGACCCCACCUGUUCUGGACGAGGCGUGUGCGUUCGGGGAGAAUGUCACUGCUCUGUUGGCUGGGGAGGAACCAGUUGUGAGACACCAAGAGCUACCUGUUUGGACCAGUGCUCCGGUCACGGGACCUUCCUGCCUGAUACCGGGCUCUGCAGCUGUGACCCCAACUGGACUGGACACGAUUGCUCAAUCGAGAUUUGUGCAGCGGACUGCGGAGGACACGGCAUUUGUGUCGGAGGCCCCUGCCGCUGCGAGGAGGGUUGGAUGGGCACAGCCUGUGAUCAGCGGGCGUGUCACCCACGCUGCAAUGAGCAUGGGACAUGCCGGGACGGCAAGUGUGAAUGCAGCCCAGGCUGGAACGGAGAGCACUGCACUAUUGAGGGGUGCCCAGGCUUGUGCAACGGCAACGGGAGAUGCACUCUGGACAUGAAUGGCUGGCACUGCGUCUGCCAACUGGGCUGGAGAGGAGCGGGCUGCGACACUUCCAUGGAGACAGCCUGCGGGGAUGGAAAAGACAACGAUGGAGAUGGCUUGGUGGACUGCAUGGACCCAGACUGCUGCUUGCAGCCUUUGUGUCAUAUUAACUCACUGUGCCUGGGCUCCCCUGAUCCCCUGGAUAUCAUACAGGAGACGCAAGCCCCCAUAUUGCAGCAGAACUUGCACUCGUUCUAUGACCGAAUCAAGUUCCUGGUUGGCAAGGACAGCACUCACGUCAUCCCUGGAGAGAAUCCCUUUGAAGGGGGGCAUGCGUGUGUGAUUCGAGGUCAGGUGAUGACAGCAGAUGGGACCCCUCUAGUCGGAGUGAACAUCAGCUUUGUCAACAACCCUCUUUUUGGCUACACAAUCAGCAGGCAAGAUGGCAGCUUUGAUCUUGUCACUAUCGGCGGGAUCUCCAUUAUCCUCCACUUUGAGCGGGCUCCUUUCAUCACUCAAGAACACACACUGUGGCUGCCUUGGGAUCGCUUUUUUGUAAUGGAAACCAUUGUCAUGAGGCACGAAGAGAAUGAGAUUCCAAGCUGUGAUCUCAGCAACUUCGCCCGCCCCAACCCCAUUGUCUCCCCAUCCCCGCUGACAGCAUUUGCAAGCUCCUGUUCAGAGAAAGGCCCCAUUGUUCCUGAAAUCCAGGCCUUGCAGGAGGAGAUUAACAUUUCCGGCAGUAAAAUAAAGCUGAGCUACCUGAGCAGUCGCACAGCUGGCUACAAAUCGGUCUUGAGGAUCAGCAUGACACAUCCCACCAUCCCCUUCAACCUCAUGAAAGUCCACCUCAUGGUGGCCGUUGAGGGACGCCUCUUCAGGAAAUGGUUUGCUGCUGCCCCGGACCUUUCCUACUACUUCAUUUGGGACAAGACAGAUGUGUACAGUCAGAAGGUGUAUGGGUUGUCGGAGGCCUUCGUUUCUGUAGGCUAUGAAUAUGAAUCAUGUCCUGACCUGAUCCUAUGGGAGAAGAGGACGGCAGUGCUUCAGGGCUAUGAAAUAGAUGCUUCCAAGCUUGGAGGAUGGUCCUUGGACAAGCAUCAUGCUCUUAACAUACAGAGCGGCAUCUUGCAUAAAGGAAACGGUGAAAACCAGUUUAUCUCUCAGCAGCCGCCUGUCAUCGGAAGCAUUAUGGGCAACGGACGCCGGCGGAGCAUUUCCUGUCCGAGCUGUAAUGGCCUGGCAGAUGGGAACAAGCUCCUGGCUCCUGUUGCCCUAACAUGUGGAUCAGAUGGAAGCCUUUAUGUUGGAGACUUCAACUACAUCCGAAGGAUCUUUCCCUCUGGCAAUGUCACCAACAUACUGGAGCUCAGAAAUAAAGAUUUCAGACAUAGCCACAGCCCAGCACAUAAGUAUUACCUGACAACAGACCCAAUCACUGGCUCCAUCUACCUCUCUGACACUAACAGCCGGCGCAUCUACAAGAUCAAGUCAACCACAGCUGUGAAGGAUAUUGUCAAGAAUUCAGAGGUGGUGGCCGGGACUGGGGAUCAGUGCCUUCCUUUUGAUGACACCCGCUGCGGAGAUGGGGGCAAAGGCACCGAAGCUACACUGACUAACCCCCGGGGCAUCACCGUGGACAAGUUUGGGCUGAUUUAUUUUGUGGAUGGCACCAUGAUCAGACGCAUUGACCAGAAUGGCAUCAUCUCGACCGUGCUAGGUUCCAACGACCUGACAUCUGCCAGGCCCCUUAGCUGCGACUCUGUCAUGGACAUUUCUCAGGUUCGUCUAGAGUGGCCCACAGACCUGGCAGUCAACCCGAUGGAUAAUUCCCUGUAUGUCCUCGACAAUAAUGUUGUGUUGCAGAUCUCUGAGAAUCACCAAGUGCGCAUUGUGGCAGGAAGGCCUAUGCACUGUCAGGUCCCAGGCAUUGACCACUUCCUCCUCAGCAAAGUGGCGAUCCAUGCCACCUUGGAAUCUGCUACAGCUUUGGCUGUUUCUCAUAACGGGGUCCUGUACAUCGCUGAGACGGAUGAGAAGAAGAUCAACCGCAUCCGGCAGGUCACCACCAACGGAGAAAUCUCUCUUGUUGCUGGUGCGCCAAGCAGCUGCGACUGCAAGAAUGACGCCAAUUGUGACUGCUUCUCUGGGGAUGAUGGGUAUGCAAAAGAUGCCAAACUCAAUGCCCCUUCCUCCCUGGCAGUGUGCGCAGAUGGGGAGUUGUAUGUUGCCGAUCUUGGAAAUAUCCGAAUCCGCUUCAUUCGGAAGAACAAGCCAUUCCUCAACACACAGAACCUAUAUGAGCUGUCCUCCCCUAUAGACCAGGAGCUCUACUUGUUUGACACCAAUGGUAAACACCUUUAUACCCAGAGCCUGACCACAGGAGAUUACCUCUACAAUUUCACCUACUCGGGAGAUGGAGACAUAACCCUGAUCACUGAUAACAAUGGUAACUUAGUCAAUAUUCGGAGGGAUUCCACUGGAAUGCCACUCUGGCUAGUGGUGCCAGAUGGCCAGGUCUACUGGGUGACAAUUGGCACCAACAGCGCACUCAAGAGUGUGACAAUGCAAGGGCAUGAAGUGGCCAUGAUGACGUACCAUGGCAACUCUGGUCUUCUUGCCACCAAGAGCAAUGAAAAUGGAUGGACAACAUUUUAUGAGUACGACAGCUUUGGGCGCCUCACCAACGUGACGUUCCCUACAGGCCAAGUCAGCAGCUUCCGCAGCGAUACCGACAGCUCCGUGCACGUCCAGGUCGAGACAUCCAGCAAGGACGAUGUGACUAUAACAACCAAUCUGUCCGCCUCGGGUGCCUUCUACACCCUCCUGCAAGACCAAGUCCGCAACAGCUACUACAUCGGUGCUGACGGUUCUCUGCGGCUGAUGCUUGCUAAUGGCAUGGAGGUGGCACUGCAGACCGAGCCCCACCUCCUGGCUGGCACGGUGAACCCAACAGUGGGGAAGAGGAACGUGACUCUGCCCAUCGAUAACGGCCUCAAUCUGGUUGAGUGGAGGCAGCGGAAGGAGCAAGCCAGAGGGCAGGUCACUGUCUUUGGGCGCAGGCUGCGGGUGCACAACAGGAACUUGCUAUCCCUGGAUUUCGAUCGCGUGACCAGAACAGAAAAAAUCUAUGAUGACCAUCGCAAGUUCACACUGCGGAUCCUAUAUGACCAAGCAGGGAGGCCCAGCCUCUGGUCUCCUAGCAGCAGACUGAAUGGUGUGAAUGUGACAUAUUCCUCCGGGGGACACAUUGCAGGCAUCCAGAGAGGAACGAUGUCAGAGAGGAUGGAGUAUGAUCAGUCAGGCAGAAUUAUAUCCAGAAUCUUUGCUGAUGGAAAAUCAUGGAGUUACACUUACUUAGAGAAGUCCAUGGUGCUGCUUCUUCACAGCCAGAGGCAGUAUAUCUUUGAGUUUGAUAAGAAUGAUCGAUUGUCAUCUGUGACAAUGCCCAACGUUGCCCGACAGACCUUGGAAACCAUCCGCUCUAUCGGAUACUACAGGAACAUCUAUAAGCCUCCAGAGGGCAAUGCCUCAGUCAUUCAGGAUUUCACUGAGGAAGGCCAACUCCUUCAUACCUUGUACAUGGGGACAGGGAGGCGAGUGAUCUACAAGUAUGGGAAGUUAUCCAAGCUAGCUGAAAUGCUCUACGACACCACAAAGAUCAGCUUCACUUACGAUGAGACUGCAGGGAUGUUGAAAACAAUCAACCUGCAAAAUGAGGGGUUCACCUGCACAAUCAGAUACAGGCAGAUUGGCCCACUCAUAGACCGCCAGAUCUUCCGCUUCACUGAGGAAGGUAUGGUGAAUGCCCGCUUUGACUACAAUUAUGACAACAGCUUUAGGGUGACUAGCAUGCAAGCAGUGAUCAACGAAACACCAUUACCCAUCGAUCUCUACAGAUAUGAUGAUGUGUCAGGCAAAACAGAGCAGUUUGGUAAAUUUGGGGUCAUCUACUAUGACAUCAAUCAGAUCAUCACUACCGCCGUGAUGACUCACACCAAACACUUUGAUGCCUAUGGCAGAAUGAAAGAGGUUCAGUAUGAGAUAUUCAGGUCACUCAUGUACUGGAUGACUGUGCAGUAUGACAACAUGGGAAGAGUGGUGAAAAAGGAGUUGAAAGUUGGCCCAUACGCCAACACGACAAGGUACUCUUAUGAGUAUGAUGCUGAUGGCCAGCUGCAGACCGUGUCUAUCAAUGACAAACCACUUUGGCGUUACAGUUACGAUCUAAAUGGAAACCUCCAUUUGCUUAGCCCUGGGAACAGUGCCCGCCUUACUCCGCUCAGGUACGAUCUCAGGGACAGGAUUACAAGACUAGGGGAUGUGCAGUACAAAAUGGAUGAAGACGGUUUCCUAAAACAAAGAGGGAAUGACAUUUUUGAGUACAGCUCAGCUGGCUUGCUCAUCAAAGCCUACAAUAAGGCAAGUGGAUGGAGUGUGAAGUAUCGUUAUGAUGGCCUUGGAAGAAGAGUCUCUAGCAAAACAAGCCAUGGCCAUCAUUUACAGUUUUUCUAUGCAGACCUAACCAGCCCCACCAAAGUCACCCACUUGUACAACCAUUCAAGUUCUGAGAUCACCUCCCUCUACUAUGACCUCCAAGGCCACCUCUUUGCAAUGGAGCUCAGCAGUGGAGAUGAGUUCUACAUCGCUUGUGAUAACAUUGGGACCCCUCUGGCUGUCUUCAGUGGGACAGGCUUAAUGAUCAAGCAGAUCUUAUACACAGCAUAUGGAGAAAUCUACAUGGACACCAAUCCCAAUUUCCAAAUCAUCAUUGGCUACCAUGGAGGCCUGUAUGACCCUCUCACUAAGCUCAUCCACAUGGGCCGAAGAGACUAUGACGUGCUAGCUGGGCGGUGGACAAGUCCAGACCACAACAUGUGGAAACAUCUGAGCAGCAACAACAUAAUGCCUUUCAACCUUUAUAUGUUCAAAAACAACAACCCUAUUAGCAAUUCUCAGGAUAUCAAAUGUUACAUGACAGAUGUCAACAGCUGGCUGCUCACCUUUGGGUUCCAACUCCACAAUGUUAUCCCUGGAUAUCCCAAACCAGAUAUGGAUGCAAUGGAGCCAUCAUAUGAGCUUAUUCACACACAGAUGAAGACCCAAGAGUGGGACAACAGCAAGUCAAUCUUGGGGGUGCAGUGCGAAGUGCAGAAACAGCUGAAGGCCUUCGUCACGUUGGAACGCUUCGAACAAAUCUACAGCUCCAGCAUUGCCGGGUGCCGACAAGUCAAGGAGAACAACAGGUUUGCCUCAGGAGGGUCUAUCUUCGGAAAAGGAGUGAAGUUUGCCAUGAAGGAUGGGCGGGUGGCCACCGACAUCAUCAGCAUGGCCAACGAGGACGGGCGGAGAAUCGCGGCCAUCCUGAACAACGCCCACUACCUGGAGAACUUGCACUUCACCAUAGAUGGAGUGGACACGCACUAUUUCAUAAAGCAAGGGCCAUCGGAAAGUGACCUGUCCAUCCUGGGCCUCAGUGGCGGGCGGAGAACCCUGGAGAACGGCGUGAACGUGACGGUGUCCCAAAUCAACACAGUGCUUAGUGGAAGGACUAGACGCUACACGGACAUCCAGCUCCAGUACGGUGCGCUGUGUCUAAACACCCGCUAUGGGACCACCUUGGAUGAAGAGAAGGCCCGCGUCCUGGAGCUGGCCAGGCAGCGCGCUGUCACCCAGGCCUGGGCCAGGGAGCAGCAGAGACUGCGGGAUGGGGAGGAGGGCAUUCGCUCGUGGACAGAAGGGGAGAAGCAGCAGGUGCUUAACACAGGUCGGGUACAGGCCUACGAUGGCUACUUUGUGAUCUCAGUGGAGCAGUACCCAGAACUGUCAGACAGCGCCAACAACAUCCAUUUUAUGAGACAGAGCGAAAUGGGCAGAAGGUGACAUAGAGGGUCCAGACGCUGACUUCUUGCCAAAGACAGCUACUCUUUUGUGGCCACUUACAUGACUGUGUUGUACUCAAACCUUUUUCUAAAAACAAGCAAGGCAGGGGGAGGAAAAGAGAGAGAGAGAGAGAUGAUAACACGGUUGCACUGUAACUCAUGCAACAUACCUUUUUCUUUCCUUUUCUUUUCUUUCAAAUUUGGCCUUCACGCGUUUUUUUGCAAUGAACAGAAGGUAUGUUUUGCCGUUGCGUGAUCACAGUGAAAUUUGCUGUCUUUUGUCCUUCCCCCCACCGCACCCCGCAACCUUGUGAGGAAUUUCAAGUGGGGAGUCGUCAACGUACGUCCGUAGGUUACUCGAUGUGAAGUGAGAAAUGGGUGUCUGUGCUAACUCGUUUCAUCCUAACCAUUGCCGAUUUGGAACAGGGAGAGAGAAGCCUCUCGCCCAAGCAACAAGGCCGGGGGCCGAAGCGGAAGGUGACGCUGAGUCUGACCUUCUUCACGCGACUGUCUGAAUCGUGUGCCUCAAAAGAGAACUGACCAGUAGUUUUCACGUUUCACUUGGGACAAAGUAUUUUUGGGCUCCUGCUGUGCAGAAGUAGAUUAUAGAGGCAAAGGAGCUGAUUAUAUUAACUUGCAAGAUGAUUCUCUUCCUUCCUGAACUGGAAUAAAAAACAAAAAAAAAUCAGUCUUUUUUCAUUAUGAGAGUAGAUUUUUUUCAUUUUAUUUUAUUCUGUUUUUUGGUGCGUGCGUAAAUCCUGUUUUUAGUUAAAAUCCAGUAAAAGCCAAGAAAGAUGUUCCCGCUUUACUACAAAAA